UGAGACCCGAAACAAAAAAGGGACGAUAACCGAUGUGCAAAAACGUCUCAAAUUUUUUUUCACCAAUAUUUUGCUUGAAAUCGAGUACCUUCAUUUAAAACAAUGGCAGAAAGAAAAUCUGUCAAUAAAUAUUAUCCACCAGACUGGGAUCCUUCUAAAGGUUCAGUAAAUAAGCAUUUUGGUCAACAUCCACUACGAGACAGGGCUAAAAAACUUGGUCAAGGAAUCCUUGUUAUCAGAUUUGAGUUGCCAUAUAAUAUUUGGUGUGGUGGUUGUAAUAGCCCUGUUGGUAUGGGUGUUAGGUACAAUGCAGAAAAGUCAAAAGUUGGAAAUUACUACACGACCCCCAUCUACAAGUUCAGGAUGAAAUGUCAUCUGUGUGACAACUACUUUGAAAUACAGACAGAUCCUAAGAACCAUGACUAUGUGAUCUUAUGUGGUGCCAGAAGGAAGGAACAAAGAUGGGACCCAAAAGAUAAUGAACAGAUUGUUCCAGAAGAUAAAGCAACACAGAAGAAACUAGCUACAGAUUCUAUGUACAAACUUGAACAUGGUUCAGAUGAUAAACAAAGAGGAAAAUCUGUUAUUAAAACAAUAGGACAAAUAGCUGAUGAACGAAACCAGUAUAAAGAUGACUAUAUAAUUAACAAAAUAGCUAGAGAAAAAUUUAGGAAUGAGAAGAAAGCAAUUAAAGUAACAGAAGAGGUAGAUAAGGAAUUAUUAUUAAAAUCAUCCCUUGAUAUCUCACUGGUGAAGGAAACAGACGAGGAUAAGAAACUUGCUGGGCUACUGAGACUUAGACCUACUGAAACAUAUGAUGAAAAGCAGAUACAGAAAAGGAAAGAAAUUGAAUCAAGACCCAUUUUUGAAACAAAUAAAACAGAAGACUUGCUACAAAAAGGAAAUGAUACCAAACAGAACUUAGCCAAAUCUAUUGCAUUAAGGAAAACUAGUCCAUUUGACACAAUUAAAUCUUCAACUAAUUCAUCAAAGCAGAUAAGAAAAAUGUUAGGAGUAAGAAAGAGAUCACUGGAAAGCAAUUUAGAAGAAAAUUCUCCACAAUUUAAAAAGAUGAAAGUUGGUAUGGACAUUUCAGUUGAACAGGCAGUGGAUAAUGGAAAUUUAAUCACUGGUUUUGUAGAUGCAGGAAGAGAUAUUGUUCCUAAAGAUUAUAUAGAUCGUCCUAAUUCUGAUAAAUCAAUUUGUGAUAUAGACAAAAACAUUAUUGAAGCAGAUACUUGCAAAAGUCCUGUGAUAAAGUUACAAAGUCCAAUAACCAAAAGUAGUGCUCUUAGUUUAGUGUCAGCAUAUGCUGACACUGAAAGUGAAUCUUCAGAAGGAUAAAUUAAAUUAUUUAUUUUA
Messenger RNA from Mytilus trossulus (common blue mussel), 1362 nucleotides. Its product is annotated as probable splicing factor YJU2B. Gene Ontology annotation, biological process: mRNA splicing, via spliceosome. The transcript has 7 exons. Bases 103 to 1344 code for a protein of 413 amino acids. The record is from RefSeq and is a predicted model, not a curated record. Lineage: Eukaryota; Metazoa; Mollusca; Bivalvia; Mytilida; Mytilidae. Gene Ontology annotation, cellular component: U2-type spliceosomal complex; post-mRNA release spliceosomal complex.